Molecule: messenger RNA, 3276 nt
Organism: Lemur catta (Ring-tailed lemur)
Lineage: Eukaryota; Metazoa; Chordata; Mammalia; Primates; Lemuridae
Gene: SLCO4C1
Product: solute carrier organic anion transporter family member 4C1
Exons: 13
Coding region: 696-2471 (591 amino acids)
Biological process (GO): sodium-independent organic anion transport; transmembrane transport
Cellular component (GO): membrane
Molecular function (GO): protein binding
Source: RefSeq, a predicted model, not a curated record
UAGGGGAUCCCAAACCUCCAUGGAAGAUUGCAAGAACUUUCCUUUGGGAAGGGCAUGCCCUGGGGGAGGUUAUUUUACAUGAUAAAAGCAGACCUUUCCCUGAUUCCUCUUUAAAGGGAUGUGUUUUUACGUUGUUUCUGCUGGGGACGGAUUGAUACAGUCGCAGGUGAGAGUAGGAUGUUUCUCAAAGGAGAAAGCUAUUUAAAAUCUAUAGUAUAGAGUAGAUACAAGCAUUCACGUUUUGUGAGUUUGAGAGAAUGUGGAUACUAGUAGAGCCCAGUGAGUACAUUAGCGAAGGCUCCCUAAUUGUUGAAGGGUAAGCCUUUAUGAGUUGUUCUGUCACAGUAGUUAUCCAGUAUCCAGUAUCUGUUUUGUUCUAGGUAGGAUCUCUUAUGGAUUCUUUUGGGAGUUGCAGAUUAAGUCCAGGUUUAUACCCUUAGGAGUUUGCAGUCUAAAUCGAGUUUGGAGGAGAGAGUGAUACGGUGGAGGGAGAAUGGCUCCCUUGAUAGAAACAGAAAAGGUCAAAGCUGCUAGGGUGUUGUGUCUAAUGCAGGGGAUGAAAGAAAUGGGAAGGUAAAGGUGACAAAUUGAAGACGGGUGGAGAUAAGGUGGAGUGUCUUGAAGGACAUGCUGAAGGUAUUGUAGUUAAUGGCCUAGUAAAUAUUAGCAUUUCCACUAUUGAGAAGCGUUAUGAAAUGAAGAGUUCACUUACUGGCCUGAUAUCAUCAAGUUACGAUAUUUCAUUCUGUUUGCUGUCUUUAUUUGUAUCAUUCUUUGGUGAAAGAGGACACAAGCCAAGAUGGCUUGCAUUUGCAUCCUUCAUGAUAGGACUGGGAGCACUUGUAUUUUCAUUGCCACAAUUUUUCAGUGGAGAAUAUCAGUUGGGAUCCGUUUUUGAAGACACUUGCUUAAUAACAAGGAAUAGUACCAGUUGUACCUCUUCAACCUCUCCACUUUCUAACUACUUGUAUGUUUUCAUCUUGGGACAACUGUUGCUGGGGACAGGAGGAACUCCUCUCUACACCCUGGGAACAGCCUUUAUUGAUGAUUCUGUGCCCACACACAAAUCUUCUCUCUAUAUAGGAAUUGGCUAUGCUAUGUCAGUCUUAGGUCCUGCUAUUGGCUAUGUGUUGGGAGGACAGCUGCUAACCAUGUACAUUGAUGUUGCUAUGGGACAAAGUCCUGAUGUCACUGAGGAUGAUCCACGAUGGUUGGGAGCUUGGUGGAUUGGAUUUCUUCUAUGUUGGAUCUUUGCUUGGUCAUUGAUAAUACCUUUUUCUUGCUUUCCAAAACAUUUACCAGGUACAGCAAAAAUUCAAGCUGGAAAAACUUGCCAGGCUCAUCAGAAUAAGAGUAUUUCCUUGCAACAUUCAGAUGAGAAUUUUGGAAAAAGUAUUAAAGAUUUUCCAGCUGCACUGAAGAAUUUGGUGAAGAAUACUGUCUUUAUAUGUUUAGUUUUAUCAACUUCUUCAGAAGCGUUAAUUACUACUGGAUUUGCUACAUUUUUACCUAAAUUUAUAGAAAAUCAAUUUGGAUUGUCAUCCAGCUUUGCAGCUACCCUUGGAGGGGCUGUUUUAAUUCCUGGAGCUGCUCUUGGUCAGAUUUUAGGUGGUUUCCUUGUGUCAAAAUUCAAAAUGACAUGUAAAAAUACGAUGAAGUUUGCGUUGUUCUCAUCUGGAGUUGCAUUUAUGCUGAGUUUUGUAUUUCUUUAUGCCAACUGUGAAAAUGAGCCAUUUGCUGGUGUGUCUGAAUUAUAUAAUGGGACAGGAGAACUGGGAAACUUGACAGCCCCUUGUAAUGCCAAUUGCAACUGUCUGCGCUCAUAUUAUUAUCCUGUCUGUGGAGGAGAUAGAGUCCAAUAUUUUUCUCCCUGCUUUGCAGGUUGUUUAAACUCAGUUUCAAAAACAAAACCAAAGAUAUAUUAUAAUUGUUCCUGUAUUGAGAGGAAAGCAGAAAUAACAUCUACUGCAGAAAGUUUUGGUUUUGAAGCUAAAGCUGGAAAGUGUGAAACUCGAUGUGCAAACUUGCCCAUAUUUCUUGGCAUUUUCUUUGUUACAAUUAUUUUUACCUUUAUGGCUGGUACUCCUAUAACUGUGUCCAUCCUAAGGUGUGUUAAUCACAGGCAGCGGUCUCUAGCAUUGGGAAUACAAUUUAUGUUGCUUCGAGUAUUGGGCACAAUACCUGGACCAAUUAUAUUUGGUGUCACAAUAGACAGCACAUGUAUGCUUUGGGAUAUUAACGAAUGUGGAACGAAAGGAGCUUGCUGGAUUUAUGAUAACAUCAAGAUGGCCCAUAUGCUAGUAGCCAUAACUGUUACUUGUAAAAUUAUCACCAUUUUCUUCAAUGGGUUUGCAAUCUUUCUGUAUACACCACCAUCAUCUGGCACAGAUGUGUCAUUUCAAAAUCAGAAUGGAGUUGUGACUACUGUUUCAGUACAACAGGAUUUCAACAAAGUAGGAAAAGAAGGGUGAAAUGAAGAGACUACUUUUACGGCUGGAAAAUUCACCUCCAUUUCUAAGAACACACUUUGCCAUGGCAGCAUUACUUACCAAAUAUGGACAAUUAUAUUUUAAAAAUUUAUGUUUUAUAAUCAAAUGUAUUUUUAUACAUGUGUGGACUCAUCUGUUUUUUUAAUACAAGAAACAAACCUGUGCCUUCAAAGACCACCAAAAGCCUCAAACACACACACAUACACACACUCAUCUACCAUUGUCUAGGUAUGAAAUCCUCAGCUAAUAACAAGAAAAAAAGCCAGCAACUGGUUAAAAGUUUACAUUUUAGAAACAGCGAUGUUUCUAUCCCUUUUAUAACUUGUUUCAUUUUAAUUUUCAUGCCAAUAGUUUGAGUUUAUUUAGAAAAUUUGUGGGAUAAAAAUUUAAACUAAUCAAAUUUAUGUGAUGAUUUCUUGGAAUUAUUAUUGAAAGCCCAUGAAUUUAGUGCCAGCUUUAUCAUGUAAUUUGUUUAAUUUACAUGUUUAAAUGUAGCCUGGCCUUUCUUUAUCGAAACAAGUUAUUAAACUAUUAGAAUAUAGCUUACUCAUCCUCUUUGUGUCCUAGUAUGUAAUGAAUGCAGAAAUAUCAGCACUGUGGACAUUGGAGACUCAAAAGGAAGGAUUGUGGGAGGGGGUGAGGGAUGAAAUUACUUGUGUACAGUAUACACUGUUGGGAUGAUGGGUACACUAAAGUCCAGACUUCACCCCCAUACAAUACAUACUUGUAAUGGAAUUCAACUUAUACCUCCUAAAUCUAUUAAAAUAAAAAUAAAAUAUUUAAAUGA